UUCCCAAAUUCGCACCUGAUAGCCUUGGGGAAAGUUUCCAUCCCUUCCAAAAUUCGCACCUGGUAGCCUGGCGCUCUGUCUGCCUCUGAUUCUCUCUUAACCAAUAACCAGGAUUUGAGAGGAGCCCAUUAGAAGGUGUCAGGGUAGACCCUAAUUGCUCGACCACAUGCAGUAUUCAAAUUAGGAUCGACCUGAGGUACGUAGGUGUGGAAAUUAGGAUCGACCUGACCUGAGGUAGGUGUGGAUUCUGAGAUUCUUAUAUAUGUAAUUUCAAAUAACUGUGCAUCUAUCGCGGAAUAUGGAUCAAUUGAUGGUGGAAAAGUUGGCAUCGGGCACGGGUGAGGGCGCAGCAGCCCCUCAUCCUCAGCGGCGGCCAAGGGUGAGGGAGGUGAGCUCUAGGUUCAUGUCUCCUGUGGCCGGUGAUCCCUUUCCUACCAGAUCACCUCUUCCUAAACAUCAACAGGGACAGGGUGUCUCAACUCCAAGCCCGUACCUUGCAGAAAGACAGAGGUCAUCCUCCGUGAAUAGGCCACGGAGGCACUUGGACUUGGAGCCAUUCCGCUGCUCUGACGAGAACAGGCCCGCCCGCCCCGAGUCUCCUCUGCCACCAGAUCAGGCAAGGAAACAGCGUCCUGUCCCUGUCCCUGUCCCUUUUAAAGAGAACGGAGGAGGAGGAGGCAAACCCCAACAGCAUCAUCUUCCUAAAACUUGCCCUGGGAGAGUAAGCAAUAAUGCUUUUACUACACCCUCACGACCUGACACACCCAUGGUGACUGCUAGUCUCGAUAGGACAAGAAUCAGACAGCGGUCUUCCAAUUCCAAUGUCAGUAGUGCCACAGCAGCUACUAAGCUCUUGCAAUCUACCACUGAGGCCACCUCCAGUGACACUAAUCACACUCAAAUCACCAGAAGGUGUCUUCCUGAUGUUCGCUCCUCCAUGCCCGAGGCCGAUAUGUUGUUGCCGACUGUUUCCAGUAGACAGACGACCGAAAAAAGUUGUAACAGGCCUAAUGCAACUGUCAAUGGCAGCGAUUUUUCAAAAUUUUCUGCUUCCCCUUGCUCCCGUUCUCUCAACUUGCCACCGUCAAGCUCCGAGCACUUACUCUUCCAGUCAAUCAAAGGCAGUGACAAAUUAGAAUCUGCUUUCUCCAAGCCAUAUGCAAAUGCAGUGAAGAUUGGCGGCCUCUGUCUGCCCCCAGUCCCACCAUGUGCUAGUGCAAAGCCAGGUUCAGAAAUAAGGAAAGGAAAGAAAGUUUCUAGUCUCCGAGAAGAUGCUCAUUCCUUGAGAUUGCUGCAAAACCGCUAUUUGCAGUGGAGAUAUGCCAAUGCAACAGCACAGGCUUCCAUGCUAGCUCAGCAGAGAGAGUCUGAGAGAACACAUUAUUCUCUUGCAUUAAAGAUAACAGAACUAUAUGAUUCUGUGAAGAGAAAACGGAUAGACCUUGGUGUUUUGCAAAGAACAAAGACUUUAUCGACAAUUCUUGAAGCUCAAAUUCCAUAUUUGGAUCAGUGGUUUUCUCUUCAAGAGGAUUAUUCAAUUUCUCUGGCAGAAGCAACUCAAGCUUUGUUGAAUGCAUCACUCCGGCUUCCAAUCAGCUCCAAUGUUAAGGCUAAUAAACAAGAGGUAGAAGAGGCACUGAACUCAGCAAUGGAAGUGAUGGAGAAAAUAGUUUUCCAUGUUCAGCAAUCUAUGCCGAAGGCAGAGGAAACAGACCAUUUGAUUUCGGAUCUAGCAAGAGUGAUUGGUGGAGAAAGAGCUUUCGUUGAAGAAUGUGGAAAUCUGUUGUCCAAGACAUAUACAACACAGGUGGAAGAGUGUAGCUUAAGGGGCCAUAUUAUCCAGUUGAAACAACACUAUUGAGUUGCUGUCAGAGUGAGAAAUGAAUCCAGAGUGUAACAACAUUGCAACUGGGUGAGCAAUGAAUAAGUUGUUGCUUAAGGGGCCAUAUAAUUCAGUUGAAACAACACUGUUGAGUUGCUGACAGAGUGAGCAAUGAAUCCAGAGUGUAACAGGUGGAAGAGUGUAGCUUAAGGGGCCAUAUUAUCCAGUUGAAACAACACUAUUGAGUUGCUGUCAGAGUGAGAAAUGAAUCCAGAGUGUAACAACAUUGCAACUGGGUGAGCAAUGAAUAAGUUGUUGCUUAAGGGGCCAUAUAAUUCAGUUGAAACAACACUGUUGAGUUGCUGUCAGAGUGAGCAAUGAAUCCAGAGUGUAACAAGUAACAACAUUGCAACUGGGUGAGCAAUGAAUAAGUUGUUGCAGCAUGUCAUUUGUGCUAGCUAGGUGAAUAGUGUGAUUUAGCAAUAUACAUACGUGAUUUUUCAACAAAACCAGUGAAGUCCUUAAUUCUACUUCUCUUUGCAAGGAGAGUAAUUCUAUUUCUUUUAUUCUUUUAUUUUUUUUAUUACUGUACUUUGUAAGGGCUACA
Molecule: messenger RNA, 2429 nt
Organism: Rosa rugosa (rugosa rose)
Lineage: Eukaryota; Viridiplantae; Streptophyta; Magnoliopsida; Rosales; Rosaceae
Product: protein ENDOSPERM DEFECTIVE 1-like
Exons: 6
Coding region: 299-1861 (520 amino acids)
Biological process (GO): spindle assembly; centrosome cycle
Cellular component (GO): centrosome; cytoplasm; nuclear microtubule
Molecular function (GO): microtubule binding
Source: RefSeq, a predicted model, not a curated record